CAGACGGAAUACUUUUUCUUAGCUUAAACGCAAGGUACAUCCAUCAUACACAUUAUUUUUGUCUGGUCAUCAUCAUCAUCAUCAUCAUCAUCAGCCUAUCCUUUCUCUUCCACUAGGACUAUCUAUCAGCUAUGGCUAUGGAGAUUGAAUCCCUUUUCCCCUUUAACUCCCCUCUUGUUUCAUUCACUUUGAUGUUCUCUGCUAUCUAUUGCUUUGGAUAUUUCGUACUAUUGAAGAAGUGGGGUUCAGCCAGAUAUGAAGCUUCAAGUUGUUUUAUCUCUUUGUUCCACGGCUUACCUGCUGUAAUCUUGGCCAUCUCCUCGUUGAUCAAAUCACAGAAGAAUUUGUUCCCACUUGAUUUUCCAGCUGAGAAUACAUCUUUUCACGAUUUGGUUCUUGAAUUCAGCAUGGGUUAUUUCAUAAUUGACCUUUUACACUACGUGAUUUUCAUCCCAAAAGAUGUUCUGUUCAUAGCUCAUCACUUGGCUACCCUCUAUGUUUUCGCAACUUGUAGAUAUAUUGUUCAUCAGGGUGCAGUUUCAAUUCUUGGUCUUCUUGUUCUGGCUGAAAUCACAAGCCCGUGUCAGAAUACUUGGAGCUUAGCCAGAUUCAGAAGAGUGGAUUCACCCGAGGCUGCGAGAUAUUAUGAGUUCCUGUCACCCUACUUUUUCACUUUCUAUUCAGUCGUCAGAGGGAUUCUUGGACCUCUUUAUACGCUCAAGAUGGGGGCAGCUUUUGUAAGCGGAGCAGCCGAUGGUUCGAUGCCCAAGUGGGCUUGGAUUUCUUGGAUCGUUGUGAUUGUAACAGCCAUCUGGGUAAGCAUAUUGUGGGUUCUUAAUCUUUGGAUUGGUUUGUAUAAAACAAGAGUUAAUUUGCUGAAAAAAGUCACGUAGGGGGUAAUAAUGCUUAGGAAUUUAGAACCAAAAUUACUGGGUUCUUCUUGUUGCUGUAGAAAAGGGAAAAUUUCCUUAUUAUAUGACUUUUCAUUUAUUUUCUUUUGUUUUUUCCGUCUGCUAUUGUAGAAAAAACAAUUCAGUGGCUCGGAAUACUAUAACACCCUCGGGCAUCCGCCACCUAA
This is a messenger RNA of Coffea eugenioides, 1078 nucleotides long. RefSeq names its product TLC domain-containing protein At5g14285-like. Gene Ontology annotation, cellular component: membrane. The record is from RefSeq and is a predicted model, not a curated record. Lineage: Eukaryota; Viridiplantae; Streptophyta; Magnoliopsida; Gentianales; Rubiaceae. Bases 132 to 893 code for a protein of 253 amino acids. The transcript has a single exon.